Messenger RNA from Heterobasidion irregulare TC 32-1, 963 nucleotides. RefSeq names its product formate-nitrite transporter. Gene Ontology annotation, biological process: nitrite transport; transmembrane transport. The record is from RefSeq and is a predicted model, not a curated record. Bases 1 to 963 code for a protein of 320 amino acids. NCBI's taxonomy places the organism in Eukaryota, Fungi, Basidiomycota, Agaricomycetes, Russulales, Bondarzewiaceae. Gene Ontology annotation, cellular component: membrane. Gene Ontology annotation, molecular function: high-affinity secondary active nitrite transmembrane transporter activity. The transcript is spliced from 12 exons.
AUGGGUACAUCAAGCACACUGAGACCCGCUGAAGUCGCGGCAGCGUUUGUCGAGCUGGCCGUCAUAAAACACAGGACGCGUCUUGAUAUCAUUUUCUUCAAGGCCUUUCUUGCGGGAGUGAUGCUUUCGUUCGGAGGCUUGCUUUCGGAGGUCAUACAGGGCGGUGCACCUGGUCUCAACACUUCAAAUCCCGGAAUUGUCAAAGUCUUGGGCGGUUUUGUCUUUCCAGUGGGUUUGGUAAUGAUUGUGCUGCAGGGACAGGAGUUGCUGACAAGUAACAUGAUGAUAUUUCCUAUGGCUGUGAUGAAACAUGCUAUCCCAUGGUGGAGCUUGCCGCUCAACUGGCUAGUCGUCACUUUUGGAAAUCUUGUUGGCUGUCUCUUCUUCGCCGCGAUACUCGUCAAGUACUCGGGCGUCUUAUCCACCGCCCCGUAUGACACGUUUGUCCAGACGUUCGCUAUGUGCGCAAUGACCUUGUUCCUACAUGGUAUAUCUUACUCACAUAUGCUCUCACGAUCGAUUGUUAGCCAUAAAGCCGGUGAUCCGGAGUGGCAUCAAAUAUUUUUGCGAGGGAUAGGGUGCAAUUGGCUUGUCAGCGUUGCUGUUUGGCAAGCUGCAGGGGCGACAGAGACUAUCUCGAAGGUAUUUGCAAUCUGGAUCCCAAUAUGGAUUUUUGUAGCAUGCGGAUAUGAUCAUGUGGUGGCAAACAUGUUUUCGGUCCCUCUGGGUAUCAUGUUCCACGCCAAUUUGACGACGGCUGAAUACAUCCGAAAAUCAUUCAUCGCGGCUUACAUUGGCAACAUCGUUGGAGCGCUUUUUGUUGCAAUUCCAGCGGUCUACUUCUAUCUGAGUGACUACCGCGCAGGUGGGCUCGUCGAUGCUGAGGCAGGAGGGGCAUAUGCGGAAAAGAUGACAGAGAUACAAUCGGAGGCCGAUGGUAAUGGGCACAAGAGAGAGGAUUGA